Molecule: messenger RNA, 1482 nt
Organism: Tigriopus californicus
Lineage: Eukaryota; Metazoa; Arthropoda; Copepoda; Harpacticoida; Harpacticidae
Product: paramyosin-like
Exons: 1
Coding region: 1-1383 (460 amino acids)
Source: RefSeq, a predicted model, not a curated record
AUGGGACAUCUCAUUCAGCUUAAAAUUCAGGAAUUGGAGACGAAGAAGGAGGAGAAAAAUGAUGUGGAGCAGACACUUGUAAAAAUGACGGGCACAUUGGCAUCGUAUAUUCAGGCUGCAGAAGCUCAGGUCGAAAUGAAAGCCAAACUUUUGGAUCAGAAAGCAGCCUUGGAAGACACCCUCAAACAGGUAUCUGAUGCCGUCCAAGAUAUGCAAUCACGGGUAGAUGAGAUUAAAAGCAAUAUCAAGACCUCGCGGAGUCAGAUAAAUGAGAGAAAAGAACAUUGCGAAACCCAGAUGCAUGAAAAGGGAGAGAAAAUGAACGCCUUACAAAUCCAAUGGGAUAAUGCGGAGGCCGAAAAAAAUGCCCUUGAGACGACAUUGGAAGAGAAAAAGAAGAUCUUGGCUGAAGGCCACGAUGAAUUGAAGAAGCUACAUCACACCUACGAAAAGUUGAGGGCCACUUCCACGGAGGCCUCCAAAACUAUUGACGAAGAGUUGCGGAAGGUGUCGGAAAAACAGGAACGCCUCGGCCAGGAUAUUGAGGCUGCCAAAGGGCAAAAUCAGGUAGCUCAAGAAAAGGUGUCAUCCUUGACCCAGGAGAAUACGGGUUUGGAAUUGAAGCUUCAAACUCGGAGUGAUGAGAUCCGAGCAUUGCAGCAAGAGAUAGAUCGUUUGACUAAUUACUACAAUGAGUUGCCCGGAGCUCGAAAGGACCUUGAAUUGGCUCAAUUCGAUAUCCAAUCCCUCAGGAGCGUUCAAGCCCGAUCUUUCGGACUGGAAAAGGAAAACAAGAUUUUGAAGGAAAAGAAGCGCCAGUUAGAGACAGAUUUACAGGCCAUGGAAGCACAAUUCAACGCCAAUAAUGACGACGAACACGAGUUCAAUCAUACAUUAUUGGAGAUGAAAACCAUCGAGGAGGAAUGGAAUCGAAAGUCGCGCGAACUGAAAGAAAAACAAGCUCAAAGAACGCUGGCUUUGGACUUGAAGAAAGUUCUGGAAACCAAAAAUGAGGAGCUCAAUAAUCUCAGGGAGGAGCAAACUCGAAAGUAUAACCAACAAGUCAAUCAAAUCAAAACUUCCACCGAUCAGACUAUCGCCAAAAAAGAUAAGUUGGAAAAAGUACUAGAAAAAUUGUCCAACGACUUGAAUCGGGUUCAAAACCAGGAUGAUGUCGCCAAAACCAAAGACCCCCUGGGAACUGCUGAUGAGGACACCCCACGACCCACUCAUCCCAGGCUCAAAAAGACUUUGACCAGUGAUUCCAAUUCGAGUGCAUCCAGUGAUUGGCUCUCUAGCUUCCAAAAAUCGCGAGAAAGUAAGGCUUUGCCUACCAAAGGGUCUUUGAGUACCCUCUUUGAUUCCGCGAGUGAUUCCCAAUAAUUUCCAAUGGUCACGGUGUGUUAUUCUACGAAUUCAUCAAUUUCGUUAUGGAUCGUUAAUGAUGUUUAGUCUAAAUAAAUUUUCCCGAGGAAACUGUGA